AGACUCAAUUUUAUCCACACCUCCCCGUUUCCUAGGCUUACAACUGGUUCGACUUGUUCAGUUAUAGAUGAUGAGAUUGAAGUUAGAAAGGACGAGAAUGGACCACAACAUCAUGGGAAAACAUGCUCGUCUCGAGCACGUUCUUCCGACUUCAGAGACAUUGUAGGGAUGUGUGCUUGAACGGAGUUCGUUGCUCUUCUUGCUGCACAGCGUGAUAGUUGAGCAGUGACUUUACUGUGUACUUGCUGUUGGUGCACGUGGCUGAUUGUGCGAUUGUGUGACACCACUGGCCUCCUCUUUAUCAGGCCUGUACGAGAAAUUAGCAGAAUGUCCUCGACAUCCUUUUGCAGCGAAGAAACUUUGAAAUUUUGACUUCUGAGUACUAGGAGCAGUCGCGUCUGCAGCUAACAAAUUUUGGAAACCUGCCUGAAGCCCAAGCAAAUCGGAGUAGCUUAAACAGGUCAAAUUGAGAAUACAACAUCUGAGGAGACGAGGAGACGAAGAUGUCCGCUACAGCAGCAGCACGUAGUAAUAAUGGCACCCUGCCAGGGAGUCGACCACGUAGUGGUACUUCCGCGAAGGAGGCAUGCGAAUCAGGCUACUGCGUAUUGCCUUACAUUUUCCUUAAGGUGGACGAAGGGCACACACAAACACACACAUUGAGUAAGUAAGUAGCUUCUUUGUACGUUGAAAACCAUAACGAAAACGAAGAUGAUCAAAUUUGAUGAAUAAUAGUCCUAGCUACGCUGGCUCCACCACUAAUCAUAUUAUAGUUUUCUAAUUCUAAAUUAGAAACCUUCUUCCACCUCUUCUAAGAUAAAGAUCAUUUGAUAUAUCGAAACCAAGAUGAAACUACUUCUGACUGAGCAGGCGAGUACUCGUCCUACUGCGCGAUCAUGCCCUGUGAAACUGAACUACCUUCACCACCGCUCUCCCUCUCACUCUCUCCUCUAAUCUAGAGAAGAUGACUUACCCCGAAGGCCAUCCCAAGAUCCAGAUGACGGAGGAGGAAACUGCUGACAGUUUUCGGAGAGCGUUGCGACGACUCGAGCGAACCCGUAAAGCCGCAGAUGCCUUAGCACAGAGUGCAAAAAUUAAGGCUUGUUCGCUUAAUCCAUCUGGUGCUCCGGAAGCAUCUUACUUAGUUAGAUGGGCUGUCCCAUAAUGAUCCAUCUCCAGAAGCAUCUUAGUGCUACUUAGGGCUGUCCCAUAGGCAAGGGGAAAAGGAAAACGUAAACGGCUCCAAGAUGGAUUCAGGUGAGCUCUAAAAAACGUUGGUCAAAAUCGAAGACAAUGCGAGUUCAGGCACCAUCUUCCACGGCACGGUCGUCCUCGAUGACAAGCACCAGCACAACCAAUACGUCUAGUACACUAGUUAUGACAGAAAAACGUCAAAGUGCACUCUCUCAUGCAGACGCGUACUCCAAAGAGUAGCUAGAAGUUGUAGUUCUAGUUCGCUAUAGCUGGGCCUAAGUGGUUCCCUCCUUAUGCUUAUUAUCAAAAUAAGUCCUUCUAGCCAAUCCCAAUUUUUUGAGUACUAAUAUAGUCGUGAGUGCACUUUAUUUUCCACCUUUCAUACUAGCAACUAACCUUGCACAUCAUGGGACCACAGACGCAGGCGCGUCUCCACGCACCAAACUGCCUGACGCAUAUUUAGCAAGCUUUCCACCUCUACAGGACUUAAACAUGGGAGAAGUGAGCAUAGAUCCCAAUGUAACGAGUGGCGGCAACAUAGCGAGUGGGUCUCCGGGAUUUAGUUCUAGCCUCAACCUGCCUUAUGCAGGAUCGCCACGAGGGCCGCGUCGUAUGGAACCCAGUAGUACUAGUGGAGUGAUGUAUGGAAAGAACCCGUUUGCGGAAUUAUUCUCCGCAUCAAAGCGAAAUUGGGUUACUGCGUCUUCACCUUCUCCUCCCGGUGAUGGUAAGGUCUGGAGUGGGGUUGGCGAGUGUACCCUUAACGAUGCUUUGUUAUCAGCUCCCGUAGUAGUGGCUGCUCCAGAAGAGGAAACAGCGGCACCGAAUAAAGACAAUAAAACAGCUGGAACAAUUUUUAUUAAGGCUCGAUGCAAUUCUAUUACAAAUACAAUUCGAAUUCCAAGAAUCUUCUUCAUUUUUUUCGGUUUAGUUCUUGUUAGGAAAAAAUUCUGAAGAAAUGAAGCGAAGAAGUGAAUUGUUUUGAGCUCAUCUAAGAUAAAACCCGCUGAGGUGGAAAUGGCGAGGGCCGCUGUUGUUCCUAGCAGUUAUUUGGAUGAUGAUGAGGAUGUAAUCGAGGAAGGCCCAACGCACGUUUUGGAGUCCACUGUAGUGAAGGACAUCGACUUACUCAAUCCAGCAGCAAAAAAUAUGGAACUAAUACUUCUGUCCCACCAAGAUCCGCUUCUGAGUCACCAAGUAGAAGAUGUCCAUUGAGGUUUUCCGUUCUUUGAUGAUGUGUGAUUGUAGGUGCUCCAACCCGAAGGUCCUAUUGACAUGAUAACGUUUUUUUGUAAUUUUUUGCAUCAACGAAGAUUGUACGUCGCAGAAGCUACCACUGAAGACCACACCCUAGCUCCUGUUAAUACUACAACUUUUCGAGAUUGAUUCUCAACAACUUUUCGACAUUCUAAUAGAAGCAGUUACCUGAACGAUCGAGCGCGGUAUUUGAUGUUACGGCGACGGCGAGACGUAUUGUUGAGGAAGAAGGCGAAGCUGAUACAGGAGAAGAAGUCGGGGUACAAGUACAUGCAACCGAAUGACGUAGAAGCAGCUGUACAGUUAGAGCAGGAUUACGGAGCGCCGUCCACUGUAUUAUGGCGCUCACCAGAUUUUAACAGGAGACCAGCACUUCUAGGAGCAUUGAUACCAGAUCAAUCAAAGCUGUGAAUGGGAUCUCAAAGGAAUAAUCACUCUUAAAGGAAUAAUUACAGUUCUAAGAAUAGGCCAGACGAAAGCAGUUUCUGGCAAUUUGAGUGCGUCGGGUGGAUCCUCAAGUACAAGUGGUAAGGAGCUUGAUUACGUAACCCUCCCUGAUGGGACACAAGUACCAACAACACAGAGGGACGCGAAAGUACCUAUACUUUAGAUCUUGAUCUUCUUUUUUAAAACUAGUAGUAAUACAUAGAUAAUUUUUGAUGACAAGAAUGAUGUCAUACUUGUCACCCAUCUUGUUCGAAGUCGCGCUUUUAUUCUUCAUUGUGAAUGAAAUCAAAAGCUACAACAGGCAUACACAGUCGGACAAUCGCAGUACGAGGCUUCGAAGGUAUUGUCGAAAAGAGACGAGCCAAAGUCGAUGGUUUUGGCAUUGAGUCGUGUAGCGCGUGAACUCCGCAGGUUGGACCUGGACUCGCUGAAGGAGCUGCUUCCUGCCCUAACCUUCGACACGGAUGUAGUGCUAGAGGCGGAACGUGGCCUAGGCUACAGGGUGGAUCCAAUGUUCGUUCGAAAUUUGGAAUUAACAGAAAAGCAUCAAAAAAUGACUAUGUCUAGUACGGACGAGAGGAACAAGAACAUUGUUGAAGGAGCGCAAGGAGAAUCUCUCCACGCCCCAGCUAGUUUCCGAAGUGCAGGACGAGGCGCAGAGUUUUUCUCCGGAGCAAAAGCAUCGCCAGAAAUGCAGCUUUUGUUUUUAAGGCACUUGCGUCUGUUCUUGAUGAGUUUCAAUUCCUUGACGUGGUCGUCGGGAGAACAACAACAAGUCGUUAGUAAGUACGACUACUAACCUUGCGUGUUCCGAAAUCAGGAGUACAACUAUAACUAACUCAUCACCACGCGGCACCACGACGUAAAAACCUGCGUCCAAUAAAUGGAGAUCUUCCACUCCAUCGUCUAUCACCACCUCGCUAGUCACUUUGUCUUCGUGCUACACCAUGACAAACAUUGAUUCAGAAUUAUCCAAUGCCUUUCCAUCUCAUUCAUCUAAUCUUCCCCAAUUUGCGAGACGUGAACCUGCCGGAUCUGCAAUUUCAGUGUGGGUCGCCUUUGGCGAAGCUGCUGAAAUUGGUCUCAAAAGCGGAAGGAGGCAGUCUAGUGAGAAACCUCACUUUAGAUGGGAACAUGUUGGACUUUCAGGAUAUCAAAUACACGCUUGAGACCAAUCGGAAUACUCUUUUACGGGGUUCGGAUCCGCAAUCACAAAUGCUCUGGCGCGACUCGAGGCGCCUCUUGACCGACCACGAAAAUUAGGUUCUCAAAAAUAGACAGCUGCUUUCCAGAAAAGACUAAGCCGCAACAUCGUCUUCAGGAUAAUAACACUUCGCUUCGAGGACGCUCUUGCUUCUGUUUGCACACGUGCUACUUGCUGUUUCGAAGUCUAAUAUUUGUUCUUUAGUAUCAGAUUGAAAGAGGAUGCUUGUACAUGAACAUCUUCUCUAAUGAACAAACGUGGCAGAAUUGACAGGAAAAACGUUCAAGGGUUGGGAUUCGCACAGUGGAGAGUUCCGCAAGCCGGUUUCUCUGGAAUACUUAGCCGCGAUGGCCCGUGGCGAGGAUGUUUCGGAGUUCUUUCCGAAAGAGGAGGGGGGAAGUAGACAUUUUUAUGAUAAAAUAGGUCUUGAGCUGGACGAGAAGGUUCCUGUAUUAGACUAGAGGUGUGGUCUCUUUCUUAGAUGAUCUGGACAAUUACGAGAAAGACCAUUCUCGAUCAGAGAUGUCUUAGAUGAUCUGGACAACUUCGAUGUAACUCUAGACAAGAUAUGAAUCACGAUCACGAAGAUUGGUUACUUAAUACAGGACAAAGACACACGACGACGACACGCGCAAAUAACACCUCUCUCCAGAUAACUACUCCCUUGUUGUUCUAAAUCUCGCAAGGCAGAAAGCGGCGCGGCCUACAACGGGCAGCAACACUCGUAUCAGCGCGACAGGGUAUGAUGAAGCUGUCAUCAAGUAGUGCUAGUUCGACCAUGCGGACAGCUUCUUCAACGGCGACUCGAAUAGACCCGUCAUCAGCAUCUGCGACAGUAAUGUUUACGGGCUGAGACUCAUAUUGUUAGUCUUAAGUGUACAAGGUCGCGCAAAUGCCAGUCGCUCCCAAAUGAUUGACGAGAGUGACCACUGGAUUGUAGGUUUAGAUAUUCCCUAGAAAUAAAGUUCUUGUCAGGACGAUCGAAAUUUCGAAGGUCGUCAUCUAAUAUGGUAUCUAGCAGUAGCGAGGCGACAACGAUGGCCUCAGGAUUUGGAAUGGAGGACGACGGAGCACAAAGAGGAAUGGGUGGAGCAGGUGGCCCAGGGAGGAAAAGAAUUAAGGCUGGUUUUGGGACGUUCUAGGUUUAGUUGUUGAGUAUCAAUCUUUAAGAAAAGGAAAUCUUACGGGUUCAGCUCUACAGGAGAGACACGAUGAUGAGGAACAGACGAAGGAUGGCGACACUCACGGCUAAUAAAUCACUAUCGUUCAUCUUCACGGCCAAUAAAUCACUAUUGUUCAUUUUUGUCUUUGUCAGACUUUUGUCUCGACUACUUAUCUACAUGUUCAUGUACAUUACCUCGUCCAGAUUUGCACACUCUAACGAUCUUCACAAGUCGAAGAAGCAGUCGCGAGUUUUUUUCGCUGGAGGCCAGUCAGCCGGCGCGAGGCCAGACAGUCCUAUCCGGAGAGCAGGUCGUGACGAGCUAGCACAAUUGGCGAGGAAAAACGUCCAGACUUCCACAGGAAUCGUUAAAAAGUCUGGUUUCACAGAGAGCGAUGAAGAGUUGGAUAUUGCUUAUGGCUGAGUGAGUAAGUAAGUAAGUAAGAAGUAAGUCCUCUAGAUGACAAAAUUUCGUCUUUGGUGGUUGAAAAACAAGAAUUGGCCCCCACACUAUAAAAGAGGCACCAUGACAUGACAUGACACGCGCCAGCGAACGCUUAGAAGAACAGCACACCACCCCACACCACUGACACAGAAUCAUAACUACAACUGUGCCUUAUUUUUAUGAAUCUUCAAGUUGAGUUCAAAAAUAAGAAAAAACUAAUGGUUGUUCGUCCUUUCUAACUAAGUUCAAAAAUAAGAAAAAACUACUGUGCUGUAUUAAUGGUUGUUCCUUUCUAAUACAUGUUAGACAGGAUCGAGGAGAAGUGCCGCAUACAAUUUUUCCCGGAGAUGACCACCACGUGUCUAGACAUGCUGAAACUACACGAGAACUUGCAGUAUCUUUCCCUACGGAGGUGUGGCAUCGACGAACAAGCAGUGAAAAAGUACUCUCUACUUAUUUUGUUGAAGACUUUCUUGACUUGAUAUUAAAAAGGUCUUGGUCUGUCUCUUUUCUAGUUAGGUCGGCUCCACCACAAAUAUUAAAUUAGUCCUUGUAGAAGGAAAACUUGAUUAUAUUAAUAGAUAAAUUACAACUAGUCCUUGUACUAGAAGUUGCAAUCCUUGUACUUACUUAGUUGUUAGUCCUUGUACUGGAAGUUGUAAUCCUUGUAGUUGUAAUUCAAACAAGACUACUAGUUGUAAUUCAAACAAGACUUUAAGGAGUUACGCCGGGAGUCUUACAAUACAUCAUGAUUGUUGAAGAAGACUUGAGCUGGUUCCUGCUCUCAACAACAUAGUAGGAUAAUUAUAUUAACACCCCUGCUCCAGCUCCUUUUUUCAUCACCCUGAAUAUUUCCUAAUAACCUAAACCCUAUCCGCAUUCCUUCUUGAUACGACCAUGAUCACUUUCACUGCCGUAUCCCUGUUAUAUUUCCACGUCGCAUCAAUUAGGUUAAUCCUUCCGGUUUCCAUCGAGACGCUUGUUCUCGAUGAUAACCCUUUGCUGGACAUGGGCUUGUUGUAUUUUCUGAAAGCGAACCCGCUGAUUUUUGGGGCAUUGCCGGUGGCUAUCCGGAAACUGAUAAGGGAUUAUAGUCCCAGUGAAGCCUCUGAAGGGGAGGACUCAGAUGCUGGCGACUUCGACCUUGACGAGUUCAGGAAAUCGUGCAUGCUAGAAGAAGAGGACGAGGACACGGCCGGAGAAGAGGAAGGCGUGGGAGAGAUGAAUUAUGGCUUCCCCUUUUUCUCGGGGGAUUAAGCAAGUACUUAGAAGAGGAUGCAUCUUUUUCAGACCUUAUUUUCUUCCAUGAAGUGGAUCCUGAUGUCAUAGUUCUUCUAAGACGCUACCACCUCUGGAGGCGCUGCUGCACACAAAAAAGCGGCUGGAGCUGGACAAAACCACGUGGUCGUAUCACCGAGCAGUCGUGUUGGACCAGGUUGUACGUCAGUGUCUCCGCGAGGAGGGAGCGGCAGGAACUCACCACGUAGAAAAGAUUAUGGAGGCAGCAAAGAUUCUGGAGAGGCUUCUUAUCUAUCAGUGACCAAAAAAGACGAGAUAUUUAUAUCGCACUGUUGUCGAACAACAUGAUGUAAUGCUUUCUACUUCUCCUCCUUGAACAAGAAGAUGUUGUUGUAAUAUUAAGAACCAGGUUAGCAGUACAACUAAACUAGAAGUUCUUGUAGAAGUUUCGGUUUGUCAGCUCCUGACUGCUCUAAGUUUGAUCAAACUUGGCCGUAAAAAGUCUGAGGGAGCAAACCAAGUCCCUUGAUGGUCGUGCAGAGGAAAAGAAUACUGCUGCUGCACGAGGAAAACAACAUGUUGAUCAAGGAGAGUCCUCGAAACUUCUCGAUUCAUCUUCAUCCAGCACAGAAACUCGGUUGCAGAACCUCUCGUUACGAAACUGCGGAUUGUGCGUCGGGAACUUGCUGUCUUUGCUGUUUGCUGACAAUUCUCCUCCAUUGAAGGUUCUUGAUGUUAGCGAGAAUCCCGCACUUUAUGCGUCCUAUAUCGAAGCAGCGCCGACUUGCAAACUCGAGGAAUUUUAAGGCUCCUGCCCCUAAUCUAUCUCUACUAUUAAUGUGCUGGGGAUCGAUCUCUCAAGCUUAGGCACCUCAAUUUAGAUACGACCUCUUUUUCGGCUUAUCCUAUGUGCUCCAAUAUUGAAUAUUUGUAGGAUACAAGUGUCGUGGCGAUACUUAAGACGCGACUGAUUGGGGAGGGAUUGAUAUCCAUAGGGAAAGUACUCAAGAGGCAGAUUUUUUUUAAAAUUGGGGAGACGUCCUCUAAAGAUUGUGGCUAGAGGAAUGCAAUUUGAGUAUUGAGAAUUUGAAACUCCUCCUGAAGCCGUUUUUGCACUGCGGACUGAAGGCGGUUCAUGUGGGGCGAAACAUAGACCUCCUGGGGGAAGGGGAUAAGAAGAAGCCUCGGAACAGGUCAGGGCAACUGGUGAAGGAGGAAUUCACACGUUUGACGUUCAAGAACAUCACGUUGUUCCACCAGGAAAAUAUUCCGAAGACGCUAAACUACAUUGGUACUUACUUAUUAAAAGAUAGAGCUUCUACGGAGACUUGAUGGAAGUCCACUCUACAUUUUUACUCCAUAGAAAUACUGAGGGCUUUGAAAAGUAGCUUGAGGACUUUGAAAAUCAGGCUUCCGAAAUUUGGAUCUGGAGAGCCGCAGUAUGAUCGAUAUUGUGUGGAACUUAUUGCGUGACCGUGUGGAGAUAGAUUUGGGCGGAAACCCACUGAUGGGUCUAAGCGGAAUUUCCAUGCUAUUGCUCUCCUUAAGGGGCGCACGGGCUAAAGAUCCCCGAUUGCAGUCGCCGACUGGCGCAACGUUAAGGCUUCCCCUAAUGGUCCAUCUUUAGAUAGUGCAUCUUGGAAGAGCUGCUUCAUAAGGAUUUUAGGGUUAAAAACCAAUAUGCGUCUAAAGAUGGAUCAUAAGUAGGGCCGUAAGCUCUAACAACGGCAAAGCAGAGCUUUUUCGGAUUGCUGCCCAGUGACGAAGAAGAUGAGGCGGAAAGCGGUGGGAAGAAGGAAUUUACGAUGAGCUCGUUGAGGAAAAACUAGUGUAGUACUUACUAGCAGAAGUAGGAUGAUGAACUACAGGAGGAGAGACCACACUUCUAACGCUAUCGUGAUCUUGAUAGAGGCAACAUAUUCUGUCAAAAUUCAUUUAGAUGUCCGACAAUCCCACAACCAAACUUUACUUAGGAAACGUUCGAGAGUAAUUGACUUCUGUUAGUGAGGAAUAUAAUAAAGAUUGAUUAAUCCACUAUCGUCUAGAAUUUUUCGAGAGUAAUUGACUUCUGUUAGUGAGGAAUUUAAUAAAGAUUGAUUUAUCCACUAUCGUCUAGAAUUUCUGCAUUAAAUGUGGAACUACCCCUUUUGUACCCUUGUUUCAUGUCCCGGCCUCCGAACAGUCGGCGAAAUCCACGACAAGACUUGUCGAGAAAAAAGAGGUUUCGACAUCUCACUCUGCGAUAUGAUGGUAGCAUCUAUCCGCCUGUUUUAGACGCGCGCGCUUGGAGAAACCUCCAGGCGAUCACAGCAGAGCUGAAAGAAGAUUGGGGGAUCUUACGACUUCUGGAAUAAAUCCAUCUUCAGAAGCAUCUUCUUGGACCUCCGACGUCGUGUUCUAAGGGAGAGGAACAACCGGGUGGUCCAGACUCUGAAGGUCAGAAAGGAGAGGACUCUGAAGAUGGAUUCCAGAAAGUAGGUCUAAGGAUAACACUGAUAUCAGACUGCGUGGAGGGACACAUGCUCACGAAUCUCUUGCCACCGGUUGGGUCCUGAGGGGGAGAAAGGAGUUUUUAGUGAUUAAUAUGAAAAAGAAGAUAACAUGUCCACCACAAAAUGUACACCACGAUGUUAAAUGGAGUUUUCACAACAUGAUCAUUCUUGAUGAGUUCAAGUUCAUAAAGAUAAACGUGCUGAUAUAGGAAGGUAGUACCUUAUGUGCAUGUGUAUAAGCACAGUAUACUGAAAGAAAGUGACUAAAAAUUUGCGAAUCAGAAGUCACGACACUCCUGAAGAUCUACUGAUCGGCACCUAUCCUGACCCCUAGUAAAUGAAAAGUUGCAUCUAUCCUACUUCCCUAAGUGAAAAGUUGCAUUUAUCCUACUCCAUCUAUUCGAAUCCGUGAAAAUCCGUAAAUGAAAAGCUACCUACUCUAAUCCGUAAUGUUGCAUCACUACUAAUCCGUAUACCAUCCAUGCCUAAGAAGAAAUUUUAGAAGUUGAAGGAAAUGAAAAUGUGCAUCUUCACUAGUAGAACUAAUCCGUACACAGAAAUCCUGUUCCUGCCUUCUCAGAUGAAGAAAGUUUAGAAGUUGUGGCUAAGUCAUCUGCAUUGGCACAUGAACAGACUGCAAGGUCAUGAACAGACUGCACCACUACAAUUCUCCAUGUAUUAACGACCUUAACCGUUGUAGUGGGAAAUACACGAGCCAUCAGGAGCUGCGCAUUAUGUCUUUUCAUGGCUUGAAUGACGGGCUCAAUGUCAGACACAGAAAAACACCAGAAAAGUGCUGGCCUUCGUAGCCACCUACACGUAGAAGUUUUUAUGCAGACAGUGUGUAGGCUUCAGUUGCUCGGUACGGCUCUUCAGU
Molecule: messenger RNA, 10317 nt
Organism: Amoebophrya sp. A25
Lineage: Eukaryota; Dinophyceae; Syndiniales; Amoebophryaceae
Source: the annotation of a GenBank genome assembly